Ilex paraguariensis (yerba mate) is the source of this 768-nucleotide messenger RNA. The record is from the annotation of a GenBank genome assembly. NCBI's taxonomy places the organism in Eukaryota, Viridiplantae, Streptophyta, Magnoliopsida, Aquifoliales, Aquifoliaceae.
AUGUUAAAGGAUACUAUGAGAUUGUAUGCUGAUGAGAUAUCAUUAGGAUCCUAUGAGAUUAAUAAAUUCUAUCAUAGAUCUUGGCAUGAUUGGUGGUUGUUAGAAAAUGAUGUGCAGGUUAAGUCAAACUGUGGUACCAUACAACAAGAAGUUGGAGUUGAGACUGAUAGUGAUGGGGAUAUGAAUGAUAGUGACUCAUCAGACUAUGAAUCUUUUUAUGAUAGUGAGUAUGACAUAAUUGAUGAUCAAUUAUAUGAGACAUUUGUUGACAAGAAAGUUGAAUUUUUUGGUAAGGACAAGGGGAAUGGGGUUGACAAAGGGAAAGGUGUUGAUAGUGAAAGAGGCACAACAAAGGAUGUUGAUAAUGCUUUGUAUGCUGAAGACUAUGACGGUGAAGAGUUAUUAAGUCUUAAUGGUUCAUCAUUGGAAAACGAGGAAGGAGGACAUUGUGGCAGCUAUGGAAAAUGCAUCACAAAGUGGUUCAAGGUUAGAAGGAAAAGAAAUACAUCAUGUCCCUCAGCUAGACAACCCCAAGCUACUCAACCACAAACUACUUCAACACAACUUGCUUGGAGGCCACCAAGAAAAACUUCAACACCACCUGUGUUGAUGCCACCCCAAGCUGGUGCAGCACAACCUAUCCUACCCAAGCAAACCAAGUCUGCACUAGCUCCUACACAACACUCCAAAUCUGCACCAAUUCCUACACAACACUCCAACUCAUCCAAGAAAGUAAGGAAGACAAAAAAUGUAGUGGGGACACAGUGA